GGGCGGGUUAAAGGGGCGGGGCCGGCGCCGGCCAGCCCGCGGCUCUCCAGGCCGCCCUCAGCGCCCGCCCGACCCCGCAGCGAGAGCUGCGCCAUGGAGGCCACCGGAGUGCUGCCGUUCGUGCGCGGCGUGGACCUCAGUGGCAACGAUUUCAAGGGUGGCUACUUCCCUGAGAAUGUCAAGGCUAUGACCAGUCUGCGAUGGCUGAAGCUGAACCGCACAGGCCUCUGCUACCUGCCAGAGGAGCUGGCUGCACUGCAGAAACUGGAGCAUUUGUCUGUGAGCCACAACCACCUGACCACGCUUCAUGGAGAGCUAUCCAGCCUGCCGUCGCUGCGGGCCAUUGUGGCUCGAGCCAACAACCUGAAGAAUUCUGGGGUCCCUGAUGACAUCUUCAAGCUGGAUGACCUCUCGGUCCUGGACUUGAGCUACAACCAGCUGACAGAGUGCCCGCGGGAGCUGGACAGCGCCAAGAACAUGCUGGUGCUGAACCUCAGCCACAACAGGUGCUCUGGACUGGGGUCGGGGAGGGUCCAGGCUAUGACACAGCGGGACACAGUGGGGACAGGAGGUGUGUGUCUGACACUGACUUGGGAGCCCCUGCCCGCCUCACUCCCAUCUGCCCACAGCAUUGACACCAUCCCCAACCAGCUCUUCAUCAACCUCACCGACCUGCUGCACCUGGACCUCAGCGAGAACCGCCUGGAGAGCUUGCCCCCACAAAUGCGCCGCCUGGUGCACCUGCAGACGCUCGUGCUCAAUGGGAACCCACUGCUGCAUGCCCAGCUCCGGCAGCUCCCAGCGCUCACGGCCCUGCAGACCCUGCACCUGAGGAACACGCAGCGUACCCAGGGCAACCUCCCGACCAGCCUGGAGGGCCUGGGCAGCCUAGCAGAUGUGGAUCUGUCCUGCAACGACCUGACACGGGUGCCCGAGUGCCUGUACACCCUGCCCAGCCUGCGCCGUCUCAACCUCAGCAGUAACCAGAUCACAGAGCUGUCCCUGUGCAUUGACCAGUGGGUACAUGUGGAGACCUUGAACCUUUCCCGAAACCAGCUGACCUCACUGCCCUCGGCCAUUUGCAAGCUGACCAGGCUGAAGAAGCUGUACCUGAACUCCAACAAGCUGGACUUCGAUGGGCUGCCCUCAGGCAUCGGCAAGCUGGCCAGCUUGGAGGAGUUCAUGGCUGCCAACAAUAACCUGGAAUUGAUCCCCGAAAGCCUGUGCAGGUGUACAAAGCUGAGGAAACUCAUUUUGAAUAAGAACUGCCUGGUGACUCUCCCGGAGGCCAUCCACUUCCUGAUGGAGAUUGAGGUCCUGGAUGUGCGGGAGAACCCGAGUCUGGUCAUGCCUCCCAAGCCCGCUGACCCCGCCGCCGAGUGGUACAACAUCGACUUCUCACUGCAGAACCAGCUACGGCUGGCGGGCGCCUCCCCUGCUACUGUGGCAGCAGCAGCUGCUGCAGGAAGUGGACCCAAGGACCCUCUGGCUCGCAAGAUGCGGCUUCGGAGGCGCAAGGACUCGGCCCAGGAUGACCAGGCCAAGCAGGUUCUGAAGGGCAUGUCAGAUGUGGCCCAGGAGAAGAACCAAAAGCAGGAGGAGAGCAUAGAUGCCCGAGCCACCGGGGGCAAGGUGCGGCGCUGGGACCAGGGUCUGGAGAAGCCGCGCCUGGACUACUCUGAGUUCUUCACGGAGGAUGUGGGCCAGUUGCCUGGCCUGACCAUCUGGCAGAUCGAGAAUUUCCUGCCUGUGCUGGUGGAGGAGGCCUUCCACGGCAAGUUCUAUGAGGCUGACUGCUACAUUGUGCUCAAGACUUUUCUGGACGAGAGCGGCUCUCUGAACUGGGAGAUCUACUACUGGAUCGGCGGGGAGGCCACCCUGGACAAGAAAGCUUGCUCAGCCAUCCACGCAGUGAACCUGCGCAACUACCUGGGUGCUGAGUGCCGCACCGUGCGGGAGGAGAUGGGCGAGGAGAGCGGGGAGUUCCUGCAGGUGUUUGACAACAACAUCUCCUACAUUGAGGGUGGCACAGCCAGUGGCUUCUACACUGUGGAGGACACGCACUAUGUCACCAGGAUGUACCGCGUGUAUGGGAAAAAGAACAUCAAGUUGGAGCCCGUGCCCCUCAAGGGGGCCUCCCUGGACCCGAGGUUUGUUUUCCUGCUGGACCGAGGGCUGGAUAUCUACGUGUGGCGGGGGGCCCAGGCCACACUGAGCUGCACAACCAAGGCCAGGCUCUUUGCGGAGAAAAUUAAUAAGAAUGAGCGGAAAGGGAAAGCAGAGAUUACGCUGCUGGUGCAAGGCCAGGAGCCCCCAGAGUUCUGGGAGGUGCUGGGCGGGGAGCCCUCCGAGAUCAAGAAGCAUGUGCCUGAUGAUUUCUGGCCCCCGCAGCCCAAGCUGUACAAGGUGGGCCUGGGCCUCGGCUACUUGGAGCUGCCGCAGAUCAACUACAAGCUGUCUGUGGAACAUAAGACACGGCCGAAGGUGGAACUGAUGCCUAGGAUGCGGCUGUUGCAGAGCCUGCUGGACACACACUGCGUGUACAUCCUGGACUGUUGGUCCGACGUGUUUAUUUGGCUCGGCCGCAAGUCCCCGCGCCUGGUGCGUGCCGCCGCCCUCAAGCUGGGCCAGGAGCUGUGUGGGAUGCUGCACCGGCCACGCCACGCCGUGGUCAGCCGCAGCCUCGAGGGCACCGAGGCGCAGGUGUUCAAGGCCAAGUUCAAGAACUGGGACGACGUGUUGACAGUGGACUAUACGCGCAACGCAGAAGCUGUGCUGCAGGGCCCGGGACUCGCAGGGAAGGUGAAGCGCGAUACCGAGAAGAAAGACCAGAUGAAGGCCGACCUCACUGCGCUCUUCCUGCCCCGGCAGCCGCCCAUGGCGCCGGCCGAGGCGGAGCAGCUGAUGGAGGAGUGGAACGAGGACCUGGACGGCAUGGAGGGCUUUGUGCUAGAGGGCAAGAAGUUUGCGCGGCUGCCCGAGGAGGAGUUCGGCCACUUCUACACGCAGGACUGCUACGUGUUCCUCUGCAGGUACUGGGUGCCUGUGGAGUAUGAGGAGGAGGAGAAGACCCUGUCCGACGGCAAGGAAGGCGAGGAGGAUGCUGGGCAGGUGGAGGAGAAGCAGCCUGAGGAGGAUUUCCAGUGCACCGUGUACUUCUGGCAGGGCCGCGAAGCCUCCAACAUGGGCUGGCUCACCUUCACCUUCAGCCUGCAGAAGAAGUUCGAGAGCCUCUUCCCCGGCAAGCUGGAGGUGGUGCGCAUGACACAGCAGCAGGAGAAUCCCAAGUUCCUAUCCCAUUUCAAGAGAAAGUUCAUCAUCCAUCGGGGCAAGAGGAAGGUGGCCCAGGGUGCCCUGCAGCCAAGCCUUUACCAGAUUCGCACCAACGGCAGUGCCCUCUGCACCCGGUGCAUCCAGAUCAGCACUGACUCCAGCCUCCUCAACUCUGAGUUCUGCUUCAUCCUCAAGGUACCCUUUGAGAGUGAAGACAACCAGGGUAUUGUAUACGCGUGGGUGGGCCGGGCCUCAGACCCUGAUGAGGCCAAGCUGUCGGAGGACAUCAUGAACACCAUGUUUGACAGCUCCUACAGCAAGCAGGUAAUUAAUGAAGGUGAGGAGCCCGAGAACUUCUUCUGGGUAGGCAUCGGGGCACAGAAGCCUUAUGACGAUGACGCUGAAUACAUGAAGCACACCCGCCUCUUCCGGUGCUCCAAUGAGAAGGGAUACUUUGCAGUGACUGAGAAAUGCUCUGACUUUUGCCAAGAUGACCUGGCAGAUGAUGACAUCAUGUUGUUAGACAAUGGCCAAGAGGUUUAUAUGUGGGUGGGGACCCAGACAAGCCAGGUGGAGAUCAAACUGAGUCUGAAGGCCUGCCAGGUGUACAUCCAGCACCUGAGGUCCAAAGGGCAGGAGCGCCCCCGCCGUCUGCGCCUGGUCCGCAAGGGCAAUGAGCAUUGGGCCUUCACCCGCUGUUUUCACGCCUGGAGCACCUUCCGCAAGGCCCUAGCCUAGGGCCACCACUGCCUGCGUGCAGUGCCCAGCUAUAACCCCACACUCUGAGUGAGGAAGAGCAAGGGCCUCUGUCUAUCCCACCUGGCAGCAGAGGCUGUGUGCAGGUGGCAGCCCCUGCUCCAGCCACCCUCCAGGGCCACAGUCCCCAGCAGCACACCCUAGACAUCACAAUGGGGAUGACCCUGACUGGUCCCCUAAAGGGUCUGGAAAAUUGGGAGUUGCUCCAGUGAAUACUCAAGUGUGACACCACCACCCCCUCCAGGGAUAAAGUAGAUAAGUCACCCUUUAAGAGAUAUUAAAUGCUUUUAUUUUCAA
This is a messenger RNA of Manis javanica (Malayan pangolin), 4326 nucleotides long. NCBI's taxonomy places the organism in Eukaryota, Metazoa, Chordata, Mammalia, Pholidota, Manidae. The record is from RefSeq and is a predicted model, not a curated record.